Messenger RNA from Drosophila grimshawi, 1187 nucleotides. RefSeq lists its product as uncharacterized. Bases 140 to 601 code for a protein of 153 amino acids. The record is from RefSeq and is a predicted model, not a curated record. NCBI's taxonomy places the organism in Eukaryota, Metazoa, Arthropoda, Insecta, Diptera, Drosophilidae. The transcript is spliced from 3 exons.
AUCGUUAUCGUCCGAUGCAAGGCUGGGAGUGGUUGUCGAUGUCGUUGUUGAUAUUUUAGUUUAGUUUACAAGUUUAUUAACAAUAUUGCUAUUGCUAAUUGCUGAAUAAGAUAGCAGCAGAUUUGUGAACAACUGCGUGAUGAAAUCCUGGCAGAUAGCUUUGCUGGCCGUGGCCGCCGUUUAUCUGUGUAGCCAAGUUGAUUUUGUACAGGGACUCGAAUGCUAUGUGUGCUCCAAUCAGACGGGCAACACGGAGAAGUGCCUCAACACCAUCAAGACCUGCGAGCCGGCUGAGAAUGUCUGCGGCACCGAGAUACGCUGGGGCAGUCAGCCAUAUUUCUCAGAAGGUGCACUCAAGCAAUAUUAUGUCUCCAAACGCUGCAUGACCAAGGAACAGUGUCAGUCGAAGCGACGUCGCUAUAUGCAACUGUAUUGCACCCACAUCUGGUACGAGGAUUGGGCAUGCAACGAGUGCUGCCAGGGCGAUAGAUGUAACUAUUUUGUGAUCAGCGGUGCGAAAACUCGGGAGAGCAACUUGCUGACGUUAUUAGCCACGCUGUUAGCAAUUGGCCUACUCAAAAGGCGUGGCAUAACGCCUUGAAACCAAACGACGAACCUCACUUCAGCUUUUUUUUAUAUCAAAACGCACAGAUCCCAUUCCAAGGAAGCUAAGUAAUUGUAUUUGUAAUUGUUUCACAUUUGUCCACUAGUUAGUAGUUACCACUAUGUGCCGUCCAUUUAUGUACAUUUGUGUAUGUAGUUGAAACCGUCCAAAGUGCCUUAAUAAGCAGCACGCUCUCUUUUUCUAUAUAUAUGGUUGGCUUUUGUUCAAGUUCUAGUUUUUAUGUCAAAUUUUGCAAGACUUUUCAACGCAGCUAUAUUUUUUAUUAUGUGGAUUAACUCGUAUCGCAAAACUGUAGAGAAAACUGAAAAUUAGUUAAAAUUUAAUGAAAAAUCUUGUAGGUAUUAAAUUCGUGCAAAAUUCUUGCAAUUUGACAUGAAAGCUAAAACAUUGAGUUCCGCAACGAGCCUAAUAGUUUUAGUAAAUCGACUCGAAUAAUUCAAACAUUCUCGAACAUUUUUUAAAUAUCCUUUUGGGUAUAGUAUCUUCUGAAUAACGAUAAACGUAAAAAGCUCAAUAAAGCAACAUUGGCGUUUUCUAUUAGCGCUAUAUUGUGCAAAUUUAA